UCAAUUUACUCUUCCAUUCGCAGCGGUUAUUUUUUUCAUCGAAGCAAGUAUGAUGAGGACAGGGCUGAUGAUGUAACUCACUGAAGCUACCGUCGGGACCUUCAGAACACAUAACAAAUCCGCAAGUUUCUGGAUUUCGGACGUUUCCAGCUUUGGUGCACAGAUGAGAGGAUUAUAUUCCGCGUCGUUUGAGGAAUUUUCGUCCUCUGAGCCAUUACUACCCUCUUCUGCACCACCCUCAACGCUUCCCGGCAUUUCUUCUACAGGAUUACCAUCAUCAACAACUUCGUCAGUAUCACUCGGCUCCAUGGACAUAGGAACGUCAACAUCGACGAACCCAGCUUUGAAGUACAAAAAUGAAGUUAUCAUCGGAAGGGUAGGCCGCGGCCAAACAAAGAGUCGCCAGAAGAAUAAUGAAACGCAUCUGGAAUAA
Messenger RNA from Cotesia congregata, 433 nucleotides. The record is from the annotation of a GenBank genome assembly. Lineage: Eukaryota; Metazoa; Arthropoda; Insecta; Hymenoptera; Braconidae.